Lathyrus oleraceus (garden pea) is the source of this 820-nucleotide messenger RNA. RefSeq names its product chaperone protein dnaJ 11, chloroplastic. The transcript has a single exon. NCBI's taxonomy places the organism in Eukaryota, Viridiplantae, Streptophyta, Magnoliopsida, Fabales, Fabaceae. The record is from RefSeq and is a predicted model, not a curated record. Bases 107 to 592 code for a protein of 161 amino acids.
CCUCUAUAUAAACAAACUCAUCACAUAAUCUCUAAGCGCAAAACAGAAGCUCCAACAUUUCCCAUUCCCAUUCCCAUUUUACCCCUCAACGCGUCUUAAUUUUCCGAUGGCGGCAACGCUUAGUUUCGCCGCUCUCUCCGCCGUCCGUCCCCUCGGAUUCACCGAUGAAUGUUCCACCUCCGCCAGAUUCAUCCAGAAACCGAGUUCAACUUUCUCAAACCGCCGCAGGGUUUCAAUCCGAGCCGUAGCCGCUAUAGUCGAGACACGGCGGCCAGCGAAGAGUCUGUACGAAAUUCUCCGACUUAAGCCAGGAGCAUCACCUACAGACAUCAAAUCGGCUUACCGAAGUCUAGCGAAGGUUUAUCAUCCCGACACGGCGGUGCAACGAUUGCCGGAAUCUGACGACGUAGACUUCAUCGAGAUCCGCAACGCUUAUGAGACGCUUUAUGAUCCGUCGACAAGAGCGAUUUACGAUAUGUCGCUGAUGGCAGUACACGGCGGAAGGAGCCGACAGUUUUCGGCUCCGGUGAUACAGAAACGGUAUUCUGGAUAUUAUAUGAAGAGAAGAUGGGAAACGGACCAAUGCUGGUAGAAAGCGUGUAACUUGUUCCGUAAAAUUAGAAAGAGAGAGUGAUGAGAUUUGAAAUUACUAACUUUUUUUUACCUUUCUCAAUGAAAAUUACUAACUUUAGCUGGAGCAGAAUGUGAGAACGUGUAAAUCUUUUCUUUCUCAAAUUUUAUCUACUAUUUUUUUUCCUGCAAUUUUAGAAAUAGAAGAAUAAAGCACCAUGCCCUUGGAGGGUAGUUGGACUUAAUAAUA